This is a messenger RNA of Onthophagus taurus, 8704 nucleotides long. RefSeq names its product Chitinase 10 (gene Cht10). Gene Ontology annotation, biological process: chitin catabolic process; carbohydrate metabolic process. Lineage: Eukaryota; Metazoa; Arthropoda; Insecta; Coleoptera; Scarabaeidae. The record is from RefSeq and is a predicted model, not a curated record. Gene Ontology annotation, molecular function: chitin binding; chitinase activity. Gene Ontology annotation, cellular component: extracellular region.
UGAAAAUUUGUCGGCGAUUUUUGUUGUCGCAAAGACUUCUUCUUCUUUAUCCUUAACGGUGUGUAGGCCGUGCUGGUCAAUUUAUUCACUGUGUUUUGUGUUUAACGUUUCAUCUGGAUUUCAGCAUUGUUUCAUAAACGAUUUGCUGUUAAAUGGGGGUUUAGUAAACAUAUAGUGAAUAAGAAGUUUUCAUGAAUAUGAAGCCACAUAUAACGUUUUGUAUUCUUGUGGCAUUAUGCUGCCUAACGCCAUCAAAUCAAAGAUCGUUUAGAAGGAAAAGAAAUCUUCAUGAACCUCCAAGAGGAACACAAAUUUUUCUUCGAAAUGCUGUCGAAAGCCCUCCGUUAGUAUCCCAAAGUGAUAAAAACUUGGAAAAGUAUGAAGAAGAAUACGGAUCAAAAUCUUUGCCUUUACGUACAGCCGUUGAAAGUAUUCCCGAUGAAGCACAAACUUCUAAACGGCUACCUUUAAGAGAUGCCGUUGAAAAGCGACCACCUCCAGACGAAGCCGAUCUUGAUGAAAAUGCUGUUCCAACUGAACAACUUUGGCAGCCUUAUAACAAUAAUCCAUUUUUAACUAGAACAACAUACAUACCUUUAAAACAGUUUCAAAAUAUAGCAAAUUUUGAAGUUCCCAUUCAACAAAAUUUUAGGAGAGGAAUUUUUAACCCUUACUAUAGACCGACGAGAGGAAUAUCAGGGAAAAGUGAUUUUUUUCGUAAUGAACAAUACAGAAUUCAAGUAAAAUCAGAUCUUCACUCAUCUAAACCGAGUGAAAAGAAAAUUAUAUGCUACAUAAACAGUGAAGCUGUAAAUCGACGAUCACCAAUGACAUUCGUUCCAACGGAUUUGGAUUCAUCCGGAGAUAUUUGUACUCACGUUAUCUACGCCUAUGCAACAAUCGACUCAAAAACUUUUGAAGUUAAACCUAAAGAUGACGAGUAUGAUAUUAUUCAAGGUGGUUACAAAUCCGUUCGUCAACUUAAAUACAAAAAUUCAAACUUAAAAACACUUAUUUCUAUUCGUGGAAGUACUAAUGGUGUUAACGAAUUCAAUAAUAUGGCUAAAUCUUCAGCUGGACGUAAAGCUUUCAUUAAAUCGGUUCUAUCAUUUUUGGAACAUUAUGGCUUUGAUGGUAUGGAUCUUCAAUGGACGUAUCCCGGUGGUGAAUCAAUUAAAACUGAAAAUUGCGAUCGCACCACUUUUAAAUAUUUGCUGGAAGAGUUAAAUGAAACUUUUGAACCGAUGGGGUACAUUUUAAGUGUUGCAGUUCCCGCCUCUAGGUUUAAGGUUGAAGAUGGAUUCGAUGUCAAAACUUUAGAUAAAACUGUAUCUUUCGUUAAUCUUCUUGCUUAUGAUUUCCAUAAAGAAAGAGAUCCCAUUGCUGAUCAUGCUGCUAAUUUGUAUAUUCGUCCGUAUGAUAAAGGACUUGAUAUUUUUACAAAUGUCGAUUAUUCUGUAACAUAUUGGAUAAAGAAGGGAAUGUCGCCUGAAAAAAUCGUUUUGGGAAUUCCGUUCUUUGGACGAUCAUUUACUUUGCAAUAUAAGAAUAAUACACGAAUUCGGGCACCUAUUUUAGGCUUGGGUAGAGAAGGUUAUUACACGAGAGAAGCUGGAUUUUUGGCUUACUAUGAAAUAUGUGAUAAAAUUGUAAAUGAAGGAAUAAAUGUACAAAGGGAUUCAACAGGCGCGCCUUAUAUUGUGGUUGGAAAUCAAUGGAUUGGGUUUGAAGAUCCUGAAAAUAUUCGAAAAAAGAUAUCUUAUGUGAAUGAAAAAAAAUUGGGUGGGGUCUAUACUUGGUCAGCAGAUUUAGACGAUUUUAAAGGACUCUGUGGGGAAAAAUGGCCUUUACUCAACACCAUAGCAAAAAAUUUGAAAGGUACUCAACACCACCAAAUAUAUUUAAAAAUUUAUUUAAAAAUUUGUUUUUCAGGUCUUUCAGAAUAUAAAAGAUUAGGAGCUUAUUCUUGUACUAUUAAAGAUGGAACAUUUAAUAAUCGCGAAAACUGCAAAAAAUUUUAUUUUUGUAAUCAAGGUCUAAAAUAUGAAGGAGAAUGUAAAGACGGUAAAUUAUUCAACCCCAAAGAUGGUCGUUGUUUGUAUAUGAGCCCAAAUUUAUGCUUACCUUACGAAGAAAACUUUGUUGAGAAACGCACAGAUGAUCUAUUAAGCGAUCAUGUAAAACAAAAACUCGUUGAAGAUAAACAAAAAGUUGUAUGUUAUUUCACUAACUGGGCGUUUUAUCGUAAAGAUGGAAAGUUUGUCCCAGAAAACAUCGACAGGAGUUUGUGUUCCCAUAUUAUUUAUGCUUUUGCAAGUUUAGAUGCGGAAUCGUUAAUGUUGAAGGCUUUUGAUCCAUGGGCUGAUAUCGAUAACAAUCUUUACGAAAGAAUUACUUCAAUACCUGACGUCACAUCAAUGUUGUCGCUGGGUGGAUGGACCGAUUCAACCGGAAAUAAAUAUUCCAGACUCGUACAAGAUAUGACUGCAAGAAGAAAAUUCGUAUUAGGAGUUGUAGAUUUCUUAAAAAAAUAUGGAUUUAAUGGUCUUCAUUUAGACUGGAAUUAUCCCGUUUGUUGGCAGAGUAAUUGCCAAAAAGGACCAGCUUCCGACAGGAAUAACUUUAACAAGCUUGUAGAGGAGUUACGCCGAGAAUUUGACCAACAAACUCCAAGGAUGAUACUUGCCGUUGCGAUUUCGGGUUACCGAGAAGUUAUAGAUGCAGCUUAUAACAUCCCUGCACUUUCUAGACAUUUGGAUUUCAUGUCUGUAAUGACUUAUGAUUACCACGGAAGUUGGGAAAAAGAAACUGGUCAUGUUAGUCCACUUUAUGAAGUUUCCGGAGAUCGCUAUCCACAAUACAACACAAAUUACACCAUCAAUUAUUUGGUACAAUUAGGAGCACCUCGUGAAAAAUUGCUACUUGGUAUUCCUUUUUACGGACAAUCAUUCACGUUAUCUCAACAACACAGAAAUCAACUUCAUUCUCCAUCAAUUGGACCGGGCGAACCAGGAGAUUGCACUAAUCAACCGGGAAUGUUAGCUUUCUACGAGAUUUGUUCAAAAAUUCGAAAUGAUCGAUGGAUUACGAUUAGCGACCGCAUGUCUGGUACAUACGCUUACAAAGUCGAUCAGUGGGUUGGUUAUGAUGAUGUUGCUGCCGUCGAAGAAAAAGCUAAAUAUGCCAGAUCAAACAAUUUGGGAGGCGCGAUUGCGUGGACCAUUGAUUUAGAUGACUUCAACAAUGAUUGCUGCGAAGGAACAUUCCCACUUCUCAAAGCUAUUAAUAGAGGACUUGGAAGAAUUUCGGUUCCCUUAGAAAAUGAUUGCACUAAACCACCCGUACCAGUUACUCCAACAGCUCCGAUUACAACCACAGGAAUUGAUUCUGGUGCCGUAACUACAUCUCCAACGUGGUCCGAAAUAACAACUAAAGUUACAACCACAUCUCCUUGGUGGACGCCAUCCAGCACCGUUAUUACAAGUACUACGACUAAAACACCAACUACAUCUCCUUGGUGGGUAUCAUCGAGCACAACAACUACAACUCAAAAAACAACCACUCCCCACGGAGUAGUUCGACCACCUACAACUACACCUGUCGAAAAACCUAAAUGCAACAUCGGAGAGUAUUUCCGAGAUCCUAAAGACUGCAAUUCUUAUUAUAGAUGUGUUCAGGGAGAGUUAGAGAAAAUGAGUUGCGCUGGUAAUUUACACUGGAACAGUAAUAGGGGUAUUUGCGAUUGGCCAGCUUCUGCACAAUGUGUUUUAGAAGCCGUUGAGGAUGAUCCAAUUGAAGUGGUAACAACUCCUACUACCUCAAAACGUCCAUGGGAUGAAUGGACUACCACCAAAAAGAAACCAACAAGACAAUCAACAACAAUUAAAACCACCCCAAGAAUUACAACUACUCCAACCCCAAUCACUACCACAACCGAAAAACAAGCUAAUAAUGAGUUAGAUCAAUGCGUUGAUGGACAAUAUUACCCACAUAAAGAAUGUCACAAAUUCUUUGUUUGUGUAAAUAAUCGUCCAGUUACACAAUUAUGUGGGCCUGGUUUGGUUUGGAAUGUAGAACAUAAUAGAUGUGAUUGGAAACAUUCAACUAGUUGUGGUGAAAGGGAAGCUUAUUGGAGCUCCAAUCAACAACUUAUUCACAGAGAUGAACAAAAACCUUACACUAGUUGCAGUGGAGGAGCAUUUGCAGCAUAUGCUGGCGAUUGUACGAAAUAUUUAAUAUGUUUAUGGGGGAAAUUUGAGGAGUUUCAAUGUGCCGAAGGAUUGUAUUGGAAUGAUGAUAAAAAAGUUUGCGAUUGGCCAGAUAAAGCGAGAUGCAACCCUGAUACAUCAGAAGUAAUUGAACCAGGUUUAGAUGGAAAUCCCGAUUUACCAGAAAGUUCUGCCAAACCGCCUAUUUCCCAACCAAUAACUCGCCCAACAACGCCUGUUCCAACAACAACAACUGUGGAAAUUCCUCAAGAACCUUUACCAAAACUAUCUGGAUAUUUCAAAAUUGUUUGUUAUUUCACCAAUUGGGCUUGGUACAGAAGAGGAGUUGGCAAAUACACUCCAGCUGAUAUUAAUCCAGAUCUCUGUACACAUAUUGUUUACGGAUUCGCAGUAUUGGAUUAUGAAAAUUUGAUUAUUAAACCUCACGAUUCAUGGGCAGAUUUUGAUAAUAAAUUUUAUGAAAAAGUGGUUGAAUACAAGAAGAAAGGGAAAAAAGUUUCUUUAGCGAUAGGCGGAUGGAAUGAUUCACAGGGUGAUAAAUAUUCGCGUUUGGUCAACAAUCCAUCCGCAAGGGCGCGGUUUAUCAAACACGCAAUAGAAUUUUUAGAAAAAUACGAAUUCGACGGCUUAGAUUUAGAUUGGGAAUAUCCAAAAUGCUGGCAAGUAGAUUGUAAUAAAGGUCCAGAUUCUGAUAAGGCUGCGUUUGCUGCUUGGACCACCGAAUUAAGACAAGCGUUCGAGCCUAGAGGUCUUCUUUUAUCAGCUGCUGUCUCACCAAGCAAAACAGUUAUAGAUGCCGGUUAUGAUGUCCCUACCAUUGGAAAGAAUUUAGAUUGGGUUGCUGUGAUGACUUACGAUUACCACGGACAAUGGGAUAAGCGAACUGGACAUGUUGCUCCAAUGUAUUUACAUCCUGAAGAUGACGUAGUUUACUUUAAUAGCAAUUUUACAAUUAAUUAUUGGAUUGACCAAGGAGUUCCAAGAAGAAAGAUUGUAAUGGGCAUGCCAAUGUACGGUCAAGCUUUUCAAUUGGAAAAAGCCGAUAACAACGGCUUGAAUGCUCCAGCACCAGGACCUGGUCAAGCUGGAGAAUUCACUAGAGCCGCUGGUUUCUUAGCUUAUUAUGAAAUUUGUCAUAAAGUAAAGAACGAAGGUUGGACUGUGGUCCAAGAUCCUAAACGACGUAUUGGGCCGUACGCUUACAAAGGCAACCAAUGGGUCUCAUACGAUGAUAAAGAAAUGAUUCAAUUGAAAUCGGAAUUCAUUCGAAAUAAUGAUUUAGGUGGUGGUAUGAUUUGGGCACUCGAUUUGGACGAUUUUAACAAUAGGUGUGGAGAAGGAAAACAUCCUCUUCUAAAAACGAUUAGAAGGGUAUUAGCCGAACCUGGUUCAGGAUAUGUUGAAGUACCACAGCCACCAAGUGUACCUGUAGCGGAUGACCUCCCAGAUCAAAUCGACGAAGGCCCAGUGCCAGAUAUUCCACAUUCCACGACAUCACCAAGUAUUGUUGAUCACAAUUCCGAAUACAAAGUGGUUUGCUAUUUUACCAAUUGGGCUUGGUACAGGCAAGGUGUUGGUAAAUACUUACCAAGUGAUAUAGAUCCAGAUUUGUGUACCCACAUUGUUUAUGGAUUCGCUGUUUUAAAUGGAGAUCAAAAAGUUAUAAAGCCACAUGAUACUUGGGCAGAUUUCGAUAACAAAUUCUACGAAAAAGUAACUGCUCUUAAAGCUAAAGGAAUAAAAGUUUUAAUCGCUAUUGGAGGAUGGAACGAUUCAGCCGGCGAUAAAUAUUCGAAAUUAGUAAACAAUCCAUCAUCAAGGAAAAGAUUCAUUACAGACGUCGUUGAAUUCAUCAAAGCCAACAAUUUCGACGGUCUCGAUUUGGACUGGGAAUACCCGAAAUGUUGGCAAGUUGACUGCAAUAAAGGCCCUCAUUCGGAUAAACCAGCUUUCGCUGAAUUUGUGAAAGAAUUAAGGGAAGCUUUUACCCCGCAUGGAUGGUUACUAUCAGCGGCUGUAUCUCCUAGUCGAAGAGUUAUUGAUGCGGGAUAUGAAGUACCUGUUCUUUCUCAGUAUUUAGAUUGGAUUGCGGUUAUGUGUUACGAUUACCACGGACAAUGGGAUAAAGUAACCGGGCAUGUUGCACCAAUGUAUGCUCAUCCUGACGAUAUAGACGCAACAUUUAAUACGAACUUCACAAUUCAUUAUUGGAUUGAACAAGGAGCCGACCCCAAAAAAUUAGUGUUAGGAAUGCCAAUGUACGGUCAAUCAUUUUCACUGGCAGAUAAUUCUGAUAACGGAUUAAAUGCACCCACAUAUGGUGGAGGAGAAGCCGGCGAAGAAACUAGAGCUAGAGGAUUCUUAUCUUACUACGAAAUUUGUUCCAACAUUCAAAAUAAAGGUUGGACUGUAAUUCGUGAUAAGAAAAUGCGAAUUGGGCCGUACGCUUACCAAAGGGACCAAUGGGUGUCUUUUGAUGAUAUAGAUAUGAUCAGACAUAAAUCGCAAUUUAUCAAAGAUUUGGGAUUAGGUGGUGGAAUGAUAUGGGCUUUAGAUUUAGAUGAUUUCAAAAAUAUUUGCGGUUGCGAAAACUAUCCCCUUUUAAGAACCAUCAACAGAGUUCUUAGAAAUUACACUGUACCCGCUCCGAGUUGUUUGCUUGGUGGACCAGGGGUUAUUAUUCCUGAAAAAGAAAAAUCAACCACCCAAAAACCAAUUGAUUAUCAACCCAGUUCUGAAAAACCUAUAGAUACAACAACCACAAGUUGGCAAAGUUCAAUGAACACGGGAAUGAAGUGCACUGGACUGUUUCAAUCUCACGAAAGUAGUUGCCAACACUAUUAUUUGUGUAAUCAGGGCGAAUUAGUUUUACAAAAAUGCGCUGAGGGUUUAUACUGGAAUAAAGAUCAUUGUGAUUGGCCUGAAAAUACAGCUUGUCACCCUGAUGGAACUACCAUUAAUCCUCCAGUAACUGAAGAGCCGACUACUACCUCACCAGAUUUACCUGUGAUAACAACUAGCCAUAAACCAUCUCAACCAGGCACGACCCCAUCAAUUCCAAGUGAAGAUGGGUAUAAAGUCGUUUGUUACUUCACCAAUUGGGCAUGGUAUAGACAAGGAGAUGGAAAAUACAUGCCAUCAGACAUAGAUGAUACUUUAUGUACUCAUAUCAAUUAUGGAUUUGCAGUUUUAGAUCCAAAUGAUUUAGUUAUAAAACCUCACGAUACUUGGGCUGAUAUUGACAACGAAUUCUACAAUAGAGUUACCGCCUAUAAAAUCAAAGGAAUCAAAGUUUUGAUAGCAUUGGGUGGGUGGAAUGAUUCCUUAGGAAACAAAUAUUCAAAAUUAGUAGCUAGUCCGGAAGCAAGACGUCGUUUCAUCGAACACGCAAUUCAAUUCAUCACCAAAUGGAACUUUGAUGGAUUAGAUUUAGAUUGGGAGUAUCCCAAAUGUUGGCAAGUUGAUUGUAACCAAGGUCCCGAUGCUGAUAAAGAAAAUUUUGCUAUUUUCUUAAGAGAAUUAAGCGAAGCUUUCAAACCAAGGGGAUGGCUAUUAACUGCUGCUGUUUCUCCAAGUAAAAUGGUAAUCGAUGCUGGUUACGAUGUACCCGCAUUAAACCAAUAUUUGGAUUGGAUCGCUGUAAUGACCUAUGAUUAUCACGGCCAAUGGGAUAAGAAAACUGGACAUGUAGCUCCGCUAUAUUAUUAUCCAGGAGAUACUUAUGAUUAUUUCAAUGCUAACUUUACAUUAAAUUACUGGAUUGAACAAGGAGCUGAUCCGAAGAAAAUCAUCAUGGGUAUGCCGCUUUAUGGACAAAGUUUCUCUUUGGCAGACACAAAAAAACAUGGUUUAAAUGCUCUCUCUUACGGACCUGGAGAAGCGGGUGAAUUUACCCGUGCUGGAGGAUUCCUAGCAUUCUAUGAGAUUUGCGAACGAGUAAAACGACAAUCUUGGAAUGUUGUUCGAGAUCCUUUAGGAAGAAUUGGACCAUAUGCUUAUAGUGGAAAUCAAUGGGUUUCUUAUGACGAUAUUUCAGAAAUCAAACGAAAGUCUCAAUUUGUAAAACAAAUGAACUUGGGAGGUGGAAUGGUUUGGGCUUUGGAUCUCGACGAUUUUAGAAAUAGAUGUGGAUGUGGAAAACAUCCACUUUUGAAAAUGAUGAACCACGAACUUAGAGGCGUUAAUUUAGAAACGACUAUCGACAAUUGCACAUAAUUACUAGUUUUUAAGAAUACCGAAGCUUUUUUAUACUUUAGUGUAUCGUUUGAUGACUAUUGAAUGUGAUGCGUUUACAAUAUUUUUUUCUUCUUCCAGAUGUAUUAUGAAUUGAAACGUUUAGGAAGGAUUGUGAAAAUAUUUUUUGUGUAUGAUUUUAUGUAUAAGUUAAUUAAUAAGUUGAAAACAUGAAUUUUUUUGGUACUAUUUCCUACUUUAAGAGAAUUGUGAUUUUAUUAAUAAAGAAUCACUUUUUUGUA